Molecule: messenger RNA, 1064 nt
Organism: Diospyros lotus (date-plum)
Lineage: Eukaryota; Viridiplantae; Streptophyta; Magnoliopsida; Ericales; Ebenaceae
Product: small heat shock protein, chloroplastic
Exons: 2
Coding region: 98-817 (239 amino acids)
Biological process (GO): response to heat
Source: RefSeq, a predicted model, not a curated record
UUGCUUCUUCAUCUUCCCCCACCUCACUCAGCAGCUGAAAACGCGUUCACAGCAACGAUCAUCAGACAAUCUCUCUCUUCCGUAGUUGCAGCGACCAAUGGCUUGUGCGAUGGCAACAGCAUGCCCCUCUUCUUCUUCGAUUCCGGCGCCGAACAGAGUCGGGGCUCACUCCAGGGGGAGUGCGCCGUGCUCGGCGUUCUUUCCAUCUUCAGCGCACAAGGUGAGAAGGCCUUGCAGGAUGUCCACUGUUAGGGCUCAGGCCACCGGAGAUAACAAGGACACGGCGGUUGACGUCCAUGUCCAGGGCAACCAGCCACAGCAGCAGCAAGACACAGCCGUGGAGCGCCGGCCCCGGCGUCUGGCUGUCGAUGUCUCUCCAUUUGGUUUACUGGAUCCUCUGUCACCGAUGAGGACGGUGCGCCAAAUGCUGGAAACAAUGGACCGAAUGUUCGAGGACGCCUGGACGUUCCCCGGAAGCGGCCGUUCUGCGGCCGCAGCUGCCCCGGUGCGUGCGCCGUGGGAUGUCAAAGACGAGGAAAACGAGAUCAAGAUGAGGUUCGAUCUGCCUGGACUCUCCAAAGAAGAUGUGAAGAUCUCCGUUGAGGAAGACGUGCUAGUGAUUAAAGGCGAGCACAAGGAAGAAAGCGGUGAGGAUUCGUGGUCGGGAAAGAGCUACAGCUCCUACGACACUCGCCUCAGACUCCCCGAUAACUGCGAGAAGGAUAAGAUAAAGGCGGAGCUGAAGAACGGAGUUCUGAUGAUUUCCAUUCCCAAGGCCAAGGUCGAGAAGAAGGUGAUCGAUGUGCAGAUUCAGUGAAAGGGCUUGCCGUACCGUACUAGUUCCGAAUCAAAUAAUGUGGGUAUUUUAUCUGCUUUCUUGUGUACUGUAUGUAUAGCAAUGGUGCAAAAUACAAAUCGAAUGUAUGUUUGAGAAUCGAAUCAGGUUUGCGGUAUACUAGCGGGUAGGUAUCGUCCAGAAAAGAAGCAAGGAGCUUGUUUGUAACUGCAAACACUUUGUUUUGCCCUCUCUUUUUUAAGAGACCAUUUAUGCUCGCUUGGUUAAA